This is a messenger RNA of Clunio marinus, 2745 nucleotides long. Lineage: Eukaryota; Metazoa; Arthropoda; Insecta; Diptera; Chironomidae. The record is from the annotation of a GenBank genome assembly.
AUGGCAGUUUCUAAUAUGAAUGAAUUGUGUCGCUUGUGCUUGGAUUCUUCUGAAAUGCUUUACAGACUAGAUUCUGACUUUUGCAUUCUAGUUAUGGAAUCAGGAGCAUCAGUAACAAUAACAGAUGCGCUUAAUUAUCUUUCCAUGGAUAUUAAAAUUAUUCCCGAAGAUUCAACAGAAGAAAACAUCAAAAGUGAAGACGACGAAACUGAUACUAAAGAAGAUCCAGAAGAAGAAUUAAAUCUUCCGAAGUCUUUAUGUCAGGAAUGCCUUGAGAAGUUGCAGUCAGCUUAUGAAUUUAAGUUUCGUUGUGAGGAAAAUCGCAAUUUCUUACGCAAUUACGUACGAGAGUGUGAGGAUAGUAAGAAAGCUGAUGAGAGAGCUGCAAGGGAGGCUGCUUUAAUAGCAUUGGACUUAGAUAUUGAUAACAUAAGCAGCUUACCAGAUAAGUUGGUAUUGAAACAAAUAAAAAAAGAGAAGAAGCCACGCAAGCCUCGUGAUCCUACAAAGCCUCCAGUUGUACGUCGUCGGCGUGUUCUAGAAAAGAAUGUCAUAAUUGCUGAAGACAGUCAAGUCGAAACUGGAGCCUAUGUGCGUAAGCUUAUUACAACUCCUGAGCAAUCACCUGAACAGAAACAUGCGAGUAAGCGCAAAUCCAAACAUGUUAUAAUUGAAGAUAUUUUGGUUGACAAAUCAAAGGAUAAAAGUUCUAAAAAAGAUACAAGUAACAAACAUGCAAGCACUAAAGAAAACAAGACCCGUUCAGGUGAAACUUCAGAAUCCACCAAAACCUCACAAGAUACUAAACCAGAUGAUGAACCAAUUUUUGAGGAUGAUGAAGACUUUGAAGAUGAACCUCGUAAACAAUCUAAACGAUUGAAAAUAAUUUUGUGUAGAGACGAAAAAAUGGAAGGAGUUCAAGAGUUAUCCGAUUUAUGUCGUAUUUGUUUGGAAUCACCUGGCAUUUUAAUUCCAUUUGAUUCAAGAGUUCAUUUCACAUUAAAAAGCAUUCCUCAAGUGAUUAAAUUCUGUCUUGACAUUGACUGUAACAUUGUAGGAGGCGAUAUUCUUCCUAAAAGCAUCUGUCAAGUAUGUCUUGAAAAACUUCAAACAGCUUAUGAAAUUAAAAGCAAAGGAAAAGAAUCAGAAAAAUAUCUGAAAGAUAUUUUAUUAAAUCAAAUUGAAUCUCAAGAGACGCUACCAACUUAUUCGUCGACAUCUCGAUAUGAUGUAUCAGAUGGAGAAAGUCUUUUGGUGCAGGUAGAAAGUCCUAAAAAUGGGGACGUAGAAAAAUUACUGUCACGGGGACUAAUACGCGGCUAUCGAAGUCUAUUCUCAUGUACAGUUUGUUUGAAACAAUUUAAAUAUUCAAAACCAUUCUUGAAUCAUAUGAUGUUGCAUAACAAAAAUGGAAAUAUAACUCCAGCAAAGAAAACGCAGCAAUCACCUUACGAUUCAGUUUCACCAUACCAUUCUCCCGCUCUUUUUGAUUCAAAUUUAUUAGAAUCUUCUUCAGUGGAAACAUCAAAUUAUACGAAUGAUGAAGGAGAUGAACUACUUUCGGAAACAACAGGAUAUGUUCCAAUACGGAAAGGAAGUGGAAGACGCCAAAAGUUUUUGAAAAGUCUUUUAUCAGAUUCACAUCAAGAUGGAAACUCUUCUUCAGAAUUCAAUGAUACUUCAAUAGCAGUAUAUGAAAAUAAUGAAGAAAGUGAAUUGGUGAAAGAUAAAUCAGAAAAUCGAGUGCAAAGAGGCCGCGGGAGACCACGAAAAAUUAAGCCUGAAUUGUUAGAUUCACUUAAAUGUGAUCCUCAAGAAGGAAAGUCUUCUCCUGACUUCGGUGAAAUGGUAACAGCUGAUUAUAUGAAUGACGAAGGGGAUGAAUUACUCAGGGAAACGACAGGACAUGUUUCGUUGGUCAGAGGUCGAGGAAGACCGCCAAAAUAUAAAAACAAUUCAGAAGGUUCAUCGAAACAUCAUGUUGUAAAUGAGGAAUCCAAGAAGAGAGGAAGAGGAAGGCCAAGAAAGUAUGAAAAAUCCAAUCAGACUCGCCCAACUGAACAUUCUAUUCCAAGCGGUCGUGGCAGGCCAAGAACCAAAUUUCUUGAUUCAGAUGAAGAAAUUUCACCAAUCAAAAAAGAAGAAUCCUCAAGUGAUACAGAUUCUUCAGAUCAAUCAUCUUUUUCCAAAAAAAAGAUAAGAAAAGCAAGAAAAAUUCAAGAUUCAGACAAUAGCGUUGAGAAUGAGAAUGCAGCUUCAAUUCUUGCAGAUUUUUGCGAAGUUGAUGUUAAUAAAGUUCUUGAAAAGAAGGUGCCUAGCUUCAAUUCAGUUGCUGCAUCUGCACAACCAACUCGAUCUCGUUCACGAUCAUCAUCAGUUGAAUUAAUUCAAGAAUUUGAUAUAUUUGGAAGUCCAAUUUCUGGCGACAGUUCAAAAACUGGAUCAGGAAAUACUUUUGCCUGCACUUUCAAAGGAUGUAAUCGAAAAUUCCAUUUACGAGCCAAUAUGAACAAGCAUCUUCGGGAAUUUCAUGCAGCAUUGAACUAAAUUUAAUUUUAAUUGAACUUUGUUUAAGAAUUUCUGUUUAUCGUUUGUCAUCAUAAUAUUUUUUUCAUUAGAAUCAAUUUAUCAUUCAUGAUUCAUCAUUUAAAAAACUAAAAAGAAGGUUGAACAAUUGUCAUGUCAAGUUUCGCAAUUAUUCGCUGAAAAAGAUUUAAAUAAAAACAUUUUUAAGAAAACUUAUAA